AUGACAAUUCGCUCGAUUGUCUGCCCAUCGAUUCUGAAUGCCGAUUUGGCUUCUUUGGCCUCGGAAUGCAAGAAAUUGCUAGCCGCCGGCGCUGAUUGGUUCGUUUUGAAGACAUUUAUCCAGAAAAAAACAAACUUCAACUUCGAAAAAUUCAAGUUGCAUUUUAUUAUUUUUUUGUUUGAAUUUGUUGAGCUUUUUUUAAAGAUCUUUAAAAAGUAAUUCCGCGAAUUUCAGAAUAGCCACCAGAGAGUGAAAAAUAUAACUGCAUUUAAGUGAGAUAAAAAUGUAUAAUUACAUGAAAAAAAUAUUUUUUUAACGUGAAAUGUGCGAGAGCGCCGAGGUGCAUGCACAUGACACACUACAUACGCAAAAAUAUGGGCGGACCAUCGCCAAAAAACGCCGUGAAGAGAAAACUGAUUAUUAAAAAAAAAAUGGGAAAAAUAAGAAAUAAACGAACUUUUGGAUUUAUCGACUCAAGAAAAUUUGUUCAUUCGGAUUUUUGAUAGGGAAAAAUGCGCUUUUACACGGAUAAUGUUUUCUGUUACGCUAGAAAAAGUUUAUUUAUUCAAUUUUUUUUAAAUGAAUUAUUUUCUGAAUUUCUUGACUUACCAGUUGAAGAUUGUUCAAGUUUGAACCUGUAAAACUCAUAAUUUACUAAGAAAAGUAUAACCGCGCAAGGCUUCACCGGGCCUUGACGUGUUAUUUAGAUGUGUGUAGAACCGACAUUGCUCUUGGAUCUUUAUUAGAGCAACUCAGCACCGCCAGUUGGUAUGCGUGCUGAGCGCAAGAGUGACAAUACAAGUAGGCGGCGUGCCAUUGGCACGCCUACAUGAUAGUACAUAUGGCAUUGAGGUCAGGUCAACUAGCGUCCUGUCACAAAAGGAAGGAAAAAGUAAAAAUAUCAAAAUAGCCUUUUUUUUCAUUGUCAUCAAAUUUCACAAGUUGCUUCUCUGAAACUGUAAAUUGGCUUGGUUAAGAUUUUGUGAACUUGAUAUAUCAAAAUAAACUUCCAACAAGUUCCAUCCGAUUUUCCCGUUUCAAUGAAGUUCGUCGCUCAAGCUCCGCCCCUAAUGGUGGGAUAAACCAAUCAGAGAGCGUUUUUGAAUGACGUCAUUGCACUUGACAUUCAAAAUCUGAACAGAAUAUAGAAGCAAGGAACCGUUUCAGGCUACAUCUGGACGUGAUGGACGGCCAUUUCGUGCCCAACUUGACCUUUGGCCAUCCCGUCGUCGAAUCUUUGAGAAAAUCUCUCGGGAAAGAGCCUUUUUUCGACGUUCAUCUCAUGGUUUGUCGAUAUUCCUCCGAAGAAUCUUAUUGGAAAGUUGGAAUUUGAAAAUAGUCACUUGAAAAGCCAUUUCGUUUGCUAUCAUUACUAGCACUUAUAGCUGGUUCACGACUGGCUUGAGCUUUCGAAAAAUGGGUCCUGAAACGAAAAAGAAAAGAAAUAGUGUCUGGUUGGUGGAGAGCGCAGACAGGUCACGCCCAGCGUCCCGAGCCAGCCGUGAGUCGGUUAUCGAAACGCCAGAGUGGCCACUUUAGGGGUGGAAAAAUGAUCCCCAGAAUCCUUCAUGGGAGCCUAAGUUUGCCCCUCUAGGAAUAGAAAUUAAGUUUUCAAAGAUUAAUCUGUUUAUUCGGAUGCUUUUCUAUAGCCAAUCCCGCGUCAGGCUGCCUUCUUUUGUGAAAAAAACUUUUUUUCGCUUUCAAAAACGGGUCUAUAUCUUUGGACCAAGUGGAAAAUUAAAAAAAUUAGUAACUGGACGAAAAAAAUAGAAAUAAGGAUUUUUUUGGACCAUGAAGGUCUAAGAUGACCCAAAUUUGGAUUCUUAACCGGAAUGAUUAUUGAAAACACAAAAAUUGACUUAAACUCUUAGUUUUUAAGGACAAAUUUGAUAUUUCUUAACUGUAAAUAACAUGAAAAACACAUAAAUUGACGUUUGGGAAAAUUUUCUGUGAAAAUACCUAUUUUGAGGUGGCGAACCCGAUGUUUUGGGUGGAGCCGAUGGCAAAGGCCGGCGCCUCGCAGUUCACCUUCCAUUAUGAAGCGGCUUCGGAACGGGGUGGUGAUGAAUCUGUCAGGGAAAUCAUCCUUUUGGUGGGUUCUUCAUCAGAAAAUUGAAGGAAAGUUGUAGGAAAAUUUUUAAAAAAAAGCUUAGAUCAGAUUACAACAUUUUCCGGUUUCUCUUUUUGCUCAAAAUGAAAUCAAGCUCGUCAUUUUUGAUGAUCUCAUUUGAGACUUGAGUGUUGUGAAAAAAAAAGUAAGAGGAAAACUGAAUUAUAUUGACUUGUCACAGAAAAUGUCACCUUACUGUAAAAACCCUUCUGUAAUCGUGCCAGGACCAGUUCAUCAAAAAACGUGAUUUUUUUGGCUUUCGGAAGUUUCGAUUUUUUCUCCUCAAGACCAUUCAGCUCUGCGCCUUGAACUAUAUAAUAUUUGAAGGCCCAAAAACUUGGAAUGAAGGCUGGAAUGUCGGUGAAACCCAACACUUCUGUUGAUCAUAUAGUUCGGUUGGUUUUUAAUUAAUGAAAAAUCGAAAAAUAAAUUUAAAGAUUCGCCCCGAUGCUUGACAAUGCGUUGAUAAUGACCGUUGAGCCGGGUUUCGGAGGCCAAAAAUUCAUGGAAAAUCAGAUGGAUAAGGUUUUUUUGUGUUAAAAUAUUUUUGAAGAAAGAAAUUUUAGGUGAAAAGUCUGCGUUCUAAAUUCCCGAAUCUCAAUGUUCAAGUGGACGGCGGGAUCACCCCGGAUAAUAUUGAGGUUUUUUUUUUUGAAAUUCCACUACUUUCAACCUUUUUUUUGAUCAAGUAUUAUUAUUAUUAACUUGUUUUGAAUGCUCAAAAUUAGGUUUGAAAAAAACCAGAUUUUUUUUUCUCGUCGCCUUGUAACAGCAUAGCAACCGUUGCGUAGCGACUUUACAAAGUUGCCGCGAAAAAAAAAAUCGUUGAGGGCUUUGAGAUAAUUUGUAAGUCAUAUGACAUUGAGUUACCCCGUUUUUUUGGUUGAGUUACAGGAUUUAUUUAAUUUUGCUCUGAGAAACAGUUCUUUGAAGCGUCUCUCGAAGCGAAAGCGCAAAAUAAUCUGGGGUUACGGUAUUUUUUUGAGUUUGAGAAAAGUUACAGUGCAGAAUUCAUUGCCUAGCCAAUUCUGUGGGGAAUUUCCAAAAAUUCUGAUUUUUCAAGACCGUGUACCUAAUCAACCAGAAUUCGCUUCGAGACCGCUUCUAAAAAUAGCUGAGGUUACGGUAUUUUCCUGUAUCAAAAAUUUAGCCGUCUAGCGAAGUAAAGCAGCUGUGUAUGAUAAAUUCUUUGAUUUUAGUUCUUUUUUUCAAUUUUUCAAAGUUUUUCUUCAAAUCAAUUUACUACAUGAGCGGCUGUAUUCGAAAAUUCCUCAAUAAUUUUUUUCAAUUUUUCACGUUUUUCUUGAAUUCAAUUCGCCAAGAUUAUCCCUAACAACUCAAAAAUAACAAGAGUAAAGAAACAUUCUCUGAGAAAAAAAUAAAAUUUUUGAAGAUUGCCGCCAAAGCCGGAGCCAACGCAGUAGUCUCUGGAACCGGAAUAAUCAAGGCGCCGUGCCAAAAAGAAGCCAUCACGAAAAUCCGACAAGCUCUUGAUAACGCUAUCAAAAAGCGCUGCUGA
Molecule: messenger RNA, 3629 nt
Organism: Caenorhabditis auriculariae
Lineage: Eukaryota; Metazoa; Nematoda; Chromadorea; Rhabditida; Rhabditidae
Source: the annotation of a GenBank genome assembly